Molecule: messenger RNA, 453 nt
Organism: Emiliania huxleyi CCMP1516
Lineage: Eukaryota; Haptophyta; Isochrysidales; Noelaerhabdaceae
Exons: 1
Source: RefSeq, a predicted model, not a curated record
AUGAACUUGAAGGCGACGCCAAAGGGUGAACACACGAAGGGAAGCUGGCGAGUGUGGGGCUUGUGCGCUGCUGGCGAGUUUGCUGUUGAGAUGCAGCAGAGGUUUGAUCCCGGCGGCAACUGGGGCCCGGGGUCGGGUCUGAAUGCUGUGAAGAUGAAGUGCACCGAUGGCGAGAUUAUUUGGUCGCACGACGGCUUUUAUGGUGACUGGGGGAAAUGGACCUAUUGCCCUGGCCGGGUUGCCUUUGACGGCUUUGCCAUCAAGAACAACAACGACACUGCCGCCAAUGCUGUGCGGAUGUACUGCGGGUCCACGACUUCUCCCGACACGGAUGCUGGCAGCGGUGAUUGGUCGGAUCAAGUCUCUUGCCCGCCUGGAAGUGCGAUCUGCGGCUUCCGAAUGCGACUCGAGGAUGAUCAAGGCGCGAUGAACGAUAUUGAGAUGCAGUGCUGC